AUGGUUUCAAGGUGCUCCGCCGGGCAUACGCUUUUUCUUCCAUUCCUUUACCCCUCGUUGUUCGUUGCCAGAAGCACCGUGACACCUCGACUUGCUACACGAGCAGUCGCAUGUCGUCGCCACAGUUCGACCCACGUCGCCAGCGAACCAAAGGCCAGCCGAUUGAACCCAGCUCCCGACGAUUAUUCUUCCCCCAUAUUCGCUGACAAGGCGUCCGUAACUCUCUAUGCUGGCCCCGGUGGCCAUGGCUGCAUCUCCUUCUUCCGCGACGCAUACCUUCCCGACGGCCCCCCUAAUGGCGGCGACGGUGGCCACGGAGGCAACAUUUACAUACAAGCAGUGCACGGCGAGACUUCUUUGCACAAGCUAGCCAGGCGGCGGUUUAUUCGGGCCGGCAAAGGGAAGUCCGGGCAAGGCAGCUCGAAAGGUGGCCAGCGGGGCGACGAUGUCAUCAUCACGGUGCCAGUCGGUACGGUGGUGCGCGAGCUGAGCAGAGAAGACCCAGUUGCCGAGGAUGCGAUGCUGCAGCGUACUCUGAAGGCUCAGAAGAAGGCUGAGAAGCGGAUGAAACUGGCACGCGAGGCGGAAAUGGCGAGGCGAGAGCUAGAGGAAGGGCCGAAGGAGGUGGAUGAGGAGAUGGCGGAAGAGGAGAACAGUGCCACAAAGCAGGUCAUCGACGAUGGUUUUGAUGAACCCGAUGAUCCCGACCGGAACAAGUUCCUUCUAUAUCCUGGUCUUUCAAAGUCUGAUCUGAAGACGAUAUCUCUUCCCCGAGCUCCGACCCGUACGCGUCUCUACCACCAACCGCCUGGCCCGAUCCAGCUCGAUCUGUCGCGGCCUUCGCCCCAGCCCAUUUUGCUCGCCGUCGGCGGUAUUGGCGGCCUUGGCAAUCCUCACUUUGUAUCGCGAGAAUACCCACGACCCAUCUUCGCCACAAAGGGUGAGCGUGCCGUGACCAUGGAAAUUGAGCUAGAGCUGAAGUUGCUUGCCGACGUCGGUCUUGUUGGGUUGCCCAACGCUGGCAAGAGCACGCUUCUUCGUGCGCUUACAAACUCGCGCACACGCGUCGGCAACUGGGCUUUCACGACUUUGCAGCCAAAUAUCGGAACAGUUGUCCUGGACAGCUACAAGGGGCGGCCUGUCAUCAAGAGCUACAAGCGCUACCCGGCCACUAAUGGCGGCUCGGGCCAGGAGGAGGUGCUCGUCGAGCAACGAACUCGCUUUACGGUUGCCGAUAUUCCGGGUCUCAUCGAGGGUGCUCACCUGGAUCGGGGUCUUGGCAUCGCUUUCCUGCGUCACGUUGAACGUGCUGGCGUGCUCGCUUUCGUCGUUGACCUCUCUGCGGGCCCGGCCGUAAAGGCCCUCAAGGCGCUGUGGAAUGAAGUCGGUCUUUACGCUCAGAUGCGCGAGGAAGAAGAGCGCGCCCGUGAGAUCGACUCCCGUGUCGAUUGGGACCUCACCUCCGGUGCUAGCGGACGCGUACCGUCGGGGGGUACUAUGAUGGUUGCGGACGCUCCUCCGGCGCCCAAGCGGGAGGACGGCUUGCACAUCGCGGCCAAGCCCUGGUUUGUGGUCGCCACCAAGGCCGAUCUCCCCGAGACCCAGGAGAACUUCAGGGAGCUGGAGCAGUACCUGCAGGAUAUCAACCGAGGAACAACUCCUCAUCCAAGCGGGAUUGAGAAUGCUUGGACGGAGAAGUGUGCCGCGAUUCCCGUGAGCGCCAUCAACGGCCAGGGAGUGGACCGGAUUGUCUACUGGACUGUGGGGUUGCUCGACGAGUAG
This is a messenger RNA of Colletotrichum graminicola M1.001, 1782 nucleotides long. RefSeq names its product obg family GTPase CgtA. Gene Ontology annotation, molecular function: GTPase activity; GTP binding. The record is from RefSeq and is a predicted model, not a curated record. The transcript has a single exon. NCBI's taxonomy places the organism in Eukaryota, Fungi, Ascomycota, Sordariomycetes, Glomerellales, Glomerellaceae. Gene Ontology annotation, cellular component: mitochondrion. Bases 1 to 1782 code for a protein of 593 amino acids.